AUGCGACACGGACAAUCUGGUUGCCAGCCAGACGAAGAGCCAGAUGAGCAGCUUGUUGACGGCGCAAUGAGCCACCCCUUCCAUUGCAUUCAUUGUUGGGGCACUGAAAGAGGCUUUCUGCUGAACACGGCGUCAAGUGAACACCUUGUUUGGUACUGGUCAGCUGACAUGGCAGCAUUUCAAGCGCCCGAUCCAGCGCACGGCCAGCCGGAGAAUAGGGAGAUGAAGCUGGCCGGCCCAAUCGGUCCAAUCAGAAGAGAUCACUUCGAUUAA
Protopolystoma xenopodis is the source of this 273-nucleotide messenger RNA. The record is from the annotation of a GenBank genome assembly. NCBI's taxonomy places the organism in Eukaryota, Metazoa, Platyhelminthes, Monogenea, Polystomatidea, Polystomatidae.